AUGACAUUGCGAUCCGACUUGAACGGGUCGUUGCCGUACGCCCCAACCGCCAAUGGCGAGACGUCAACCUCGAGGUUCCGCGGUCAAGGUCAAGGCGACAGCAGCCCCGACCACGAUGAUCUUUCCAACGACACCGCCGACAACAUACGACCUUCCAGCGCUCCCGGUCGAAAGAAUGGUAUUGCAGCUGCCGAACACAGAGAUGAUUUUGAACACAAUCGAGAGAAACGUCCGGUGAAGCCGCCUCUACUGCGAUCCAAGAGCGACUUUGCACCACGCCCUGUCGAAGACUCGGAUACUGACGAAGAUAUUCGCGAAUGGGGAGCUCGACAUGGCUUCGAGGACCACUAUCAGUCUGAACACAUCAUAUCACAAUUAGCAAGUAAUUGGUACAUGUAUUUCACCGAUAAACGCCACGAGACAACCGGAAAACCGAAACGCUUAGAAUAUGAGCUGCAAGAUUGGAGGCAAAGGGACAGACUUAAGACUGUGUCUGCUGCCCUUGCCGUAUGUCUGAAUAUUGGAGUCGAGCCUCCUGACCAGCUCAAGACGACUCCCGGAGCAAAACUCGAAGCCUGGACUGAUCCCACUAUUCCCCCCAUCCAGAAGGCGUUGGAGAACAUUGGGAAGGCUUUACAGGCACAGUACGAAACACUGGCUAUCCGUGCUCGAUAUAAACAGUACCUGGAUCCGUCAGUUGAGGAAACCAAGAAGUUUUGCGUGUCUUUACGACGAAAUGCCAAGGAUGAGCGAGUGCUGUUGCACUACAAUGGCCAUGGCGUACCGAAACCCACCGCAUCCGGCGAGAUUUGGGUAUUUAACAAGACAUAUACCCAGUACAUUCCUGUCUCCUUAUACGACUUACAACAAUGGUUGCAGGCCCCGACCAUCUUCGUGUGGGAUUGCUCGGAAGCUGGCAACAUCUUAAAUAACUAUCAUCGUUUUGUCGAGAAGCAUGAAGAGGAAGAAGAUGAAGCCGCGGAAAGGGAUCCUCAUUAUGAAAAGACGAGCUUCCGCCCUUAUAUUCACCUUGCUGCCUGUGCGGUCAAGGAAAACCUCCCUACGAAUCCGCAGCUGCCAGCAGAUCUAUUUACAGCAUGCUUAACAACACCCAUCGAGAUGGCGCUGUGGUUUUUCGUCCUCCAAAAUCCCCUCAAGACGAACCUUACUCCAGAACGUGCGAAGCAACUGCCCGGCCGUCUUCAAGAGAGACGGACUCCGCUCGGCGAGCUGAACUGGAUCUUUACUGCAAUUACAGACAGCAUCGCUUGGACGACGCUACCUCGAGAUUUAUUCCGGAAAUUCUUUCGCCAAGAUCUCAUGGUUGCUGCGCUGUUCAGGAACUUCCUUCUAGCCCAAAGAGUCAUGACUGUUUAUGGCUGUCAUCCCCAAUCGUACCCUGCUCUACCGGACACACACCAACAUCCUCUCUGGGAGACCUGGGAUCUAGCCGUUGACAUGGCUUUGGCACAGCUCCCUAUGCUGGAAAGAAAGGAGAGUGAGGGCAUCGACUACGAGUACCAAAAUUCUACCUUCUUCACGGAGCAGCUGACAGCCUUUGACGUGUAUUUGACCAGAGGUGAUGCCAUGGCGCAGAAACCUCCUGAUCAGCUACCUGUGGUCCUGCAAGUUCUGCUCAGCCAACAACAUAGAGUGCGAGCUCUCAUUCUACUUGGAAGAUUUUUGGAUCUCGGCCCUUGGUCGGUUCAACUAGCACUCAGUAUCGGAAUAUUCCCCUACGUCUUGAAGCUCCUACAGUCUGCUGCGGCUGAAUUAAAACCUGUCAUGGUCUUCAUCUGGGCAAGACUGAUUGCGGUAGACAUCUCGUGCCAGCAGGACCUUAUCAAGGACAGCGGAUACAGCUACUUCGCCCAGAUCCUGAAGCCCUCCGAGGGUCUCCCCGUGGUGGACAGCGAUGAGCAUAAAGCCAUGUGCGCUUUCAUCCUUGCGAUGCUCUGCAAGGAUUAUAAGAACGGCCAGAUGGUUUGCAACCAGACGGAUAUCAUGUCCUAUUGCUUGUCUCAUUUGCAAAAUGAAGGCAACCCCCUCCUUCGGCAAUGGGCAUGCUUGUGCAUUAGCCAGCUGUGGCAAGACCUACCCGAGGCGAAAUGGAGAGGCAUUAGAGAAAAUGCCUAUGUUAAACUGGCGUAUCUGAUGAGAGAUCCCUGCUGCGAGGUCCGCGCUGCAAUGAUUCACGCGAUGACUACCUUUUUGGGAAUCCCAGACUUGACCGAAGAAGUGGCUCGCAUCGAAGAGUCUAUUGCUUGGACCAUCUUAGAGAUGGGCACAGAUGGUAGCCCGAUGGUCCGAAAAGAAUUUCUUGUCUUCCUGUCUCAUUUCAUGAAUCGCUUCGAGAGCAAGUUCCUUGUCGCAGCGUAUGAACAACUCCAGGAAGAAAAGGAAUAUUUAAUGUACCCACCUCAGGACGACGGGCAGGAUCACAAGAUGGGGCUGCACUAUGCCAGACGAGAGAAUCGGAAUAAAGACGGAACAAUCAAACCCAUGGCCCAGGGGCUCUCACACAAUACCGUCUACAUGGCGUGUUGGAAGCAUGCGCUUAUUCUCAGCGUUGACCCGCAUCCUGAGGUUCAACGCGAGGCCACCAUCAUUGUUGACUAUGUACACAAUGCCUUGAUAAACUCCACCGUUGGUGAAGCGGCUCAAGGGUUGAUGCGAGAGAUUCAGACACGAGCAAGGCAAGUAGCUAUUCAGAAAAACGCCGCCAAUGCCGCUCAAAAGUCCAACCUGAUGGGUGGGCCGGCAACACCGCCCCUUCCCUCGCCUGGUAUUUUGCGCAGGACUGCGAGUUUGCUCUUCCAGUCGUUCAUAGGAAGCGAAGACAGGUCGCGUCCAAGUACACCGGCAAGUCCAAUACCGCCUCGAUCACCAUCAGCAAAAUUUGCACCGGACCAGAUGACCGCACCCCCUGAACAAAGUGACUAUGGCUCAGCAACAGCCUCAUACAAUGUUGCGCGCGAGCCAAUGACGGGAGGAUAUGAGGAGAGGGACCUGACCAAGGCCCCUAGCAUGCCGCUGAAGAGCAGGUUCCUCGAGUGGUCCAUUGAGUAUUUCCGUGAGCCACAAAUGAAACCCAGUGAAGCAGAUGAACCUGGCAGCACCGAGUACAAUGAGCGUCUGUGGAGACGAGCUCGCAACGAGAACAUGCUACGGGAGACCCAACCGCUGAAGCAAAUUGCCGGUACUCACAAGUGGAACAAUCAGCUGGGAAUGGUGAAUAAUGGUGCUCAGCCUGCCAAGAUGACGUUCCAUCAGUAUGAGGAUCACUUGGCUGUAUCGGACGAUGGCAACACCGUUUACGUGUGGGAUUGGAAGAAGCAGGGUCGUUUGAGCCGAUUUUCAAACGGAAACCCGCAGGGAUCCAAAAUCAGCGACAUGAAGUUCAUCAACGAGGAUGACCAGGCAUUCUUGCUGACAGGAUCUUCAGACGGUGUGAUUCGGGUGUAUCGCAAUUACGACUCGGAUAGGGAUAUUGAGCUGGCAACGUCCUGGCGGGCGCUGACACACAUGGUCCCCAGCAAUGUCAACUCAGGCAUGGUGUUUGACUGGCAACAAGUAACGGGCCGAGUCCUUGUGGCCGGAGAUGUAAGGGUGAUUCGUGUGUGGUACGCAGCGCACGAAACCUGUGUCAUGGACAUACCCGCGAGAUCAGGCUCGUGUGUCACAUCCCUAACAUCAGACCAAAUGACUGGUAACAUAUUUGUUGCUGGCUUUGGAGACGGCGCGGUCCGCGUGUUCGACACAAGACAGCGUCCGCAGGACUCCAUGGUACGCAAGUGGAAGGACGAAUCCGACAGACAGUGGAUCAAGAGCGUGCACAUGCAGCGAGGCGGCCAGCGCGAACUGGUGAGUGCCAGCCGCAACGGUAAGGUGAAGGUGUGGGAUAUCCGGAUGGAUAGACCAUUGCACUCUUUCCAGACAACCCGGGACACAUUGCGGACAGCCAGUACGCAUGAGCAUCUGCCCGUCUUUGCAGUAGGCACGUCCCAACACACAGUCAAAGUAUUCAACCUCCAAGGCAACGAGCUUUCCCGCCUCGAGCCCUACUCCAGUUUCCUUCAGCAAAACAGAGGGGCUCCCAUCUCAGCCACGGCCUUCCAUCCACACCGACCUAUCCUCGGCUGUGCAGCCCGCGGCGACCACCACAUCAACCUGUUUACGUGCGACAAGACGGAGGCACUACACUUUGGCUAG
Molecule: messenger RNA, 4212 nt
Organism: Pochonia chlamydosporia 170
Lineage: Eukaryota; Fungi; Ascomycota; Sordariomycetes; Hypocreales; Clavicipitaceae
Product: WD-repeat protein mip1
Exons: 3
Coding region: 1-4212 (1403 amino acids)
Biological process (GO): TOR signaling; positive regulation of protein serine/threonine kinase activity; positive regulation of cell growth
Cellular component (GO): TORC1 complex; cytoplasm
Molecular function (GO): protein-macromolecule adaptor activity; protein binding
Source: RefSeq, a predicted model, not a curated record